CUAUCACAAAGCCAACAGCAGUGUGUGCUCUGAACGCAUUGCUAAAGCCAAGGACUAUCCAAAAAUAUCAAACCAAUUAAAUCGGCUAACGGCUCCUCUCCCCGUCCCAAGUCAACCAAUAUUAAAAUGUGCGCGAAAUUCGUUUGUGUUGUGCUCGUGGCCAGCUUUGUGUGCGGCGCUCUGGCUCUGCCCUCGCAGGACAGCAGCGAAAAGGACUUAGUGAAUUUGCUCAAUAAGCUGGAUAACGAGGAUUCGAUUCCAUUGUUUGGCGGCCUGCGCAUCGAUCGCACCGAAACCGGUCGCAGCUUCGGCUCCGCCAAAGGUCUCGAAUCGUUCGAGGAUCGUGCCGAACGCUAUCUGGAAACGCACGAGCUGAAUCUCUCGUUCUCCGGCGAUGAGCAGGAUGAGAAUGCCGAGAAUGCAUACAGCGGACGUGCCAUGGAGGAGUCGCGCAGCAAGCGCAUGAAGAAGAUGCUGCUGCCCCUGCUCUUGAUCUUGAAGCUGAAGAAGGCGGUCGUCGUCAAGGUCCUGUUCACCAUCAUCAAGUUCAUCUCUCUGAAGGCUCUGGCCAUCUCCUUCCUUGCCCUCAUCCUGGCUGGUGCCACCUUCUUCAAGGACUUGUUGGCCAAGAAGAAGGACCACAUCACCACUGCCUACAUCACUGGCAGCCCAUUGAACGCCGAGAUUGUGCACUCCGACUGGAACCGCAACGGUCAGGCCAGCGCUGCCGACUUGGCCUACAACCAUUAUGGCCUGGCUCAGCCCUUCUAAGCAUUUCUCCACAAUCCAAUCCACCAAAUCAUCCAAGAACUUUCCAUUCAAAUAUCUUCCGCUCUAUACGCUGUCCCCUCCCCUUGCUGUCCCUUUCCCUCUUUGCCCUUCCCCUCUCUAAAGACUUAGACCUCCCACAUGGCUAAACUUGUUGUAGUGUUGUAGUCAAUAAUUAUUUAGUUUAACUUAGUUAGUUAGCUGCGACAUACCAAAAACAAAACAAACAAAAAAAACAAAAAAAAAAACAGAAAGAAAAAAGAAAAAGUAGAAAAGAAAAGAAGAGGAGAUAAAUCAACGGUGACAACCGAACAUCAAAUACGACUUCGCUAGCUCAGGAUAACGCACACGGACUACAUAUACUAAAUGCUUGCGCCAUAUUUAUUGCACAAUCAAACAUGCUCUUCAAGCAGACAUGCAGCUCAGGUUCACAAAGCAAAACAAAGCAAAAAAAAAAAAAAAUAAAAAAUAAAAAAACGAACAAUAAUGAAAAGAAAACGAAAUGUAAGCAGGAAUACUUAAAUGUCUGCUAAAGAGCUUACUUAUUAAGUAUUUAUUUU
Molecule: messenger RNA, 1328 nt
Organism: Drosophila mojavensis
Lineage: Eukaryota; Metazoa; Arthropoda; Insecta; Diptera; Drosophilidae
Gene: Osi15
Exons: 3
Coding region: 127-771 (214 amino acids)
Source: RefSeq, a predicted model, not a curated record